AAAAAGGAAGGGUCUCGGAACGGAACCGCUAGCUCCGCUUCGCUCGCGCGGACACCGCCAGCGAGCCUCCGUGCCACCGCAUUCCCAGCUCUCCGGCCGGCCACAUCAGCCGCGCGUGCCACCGGCCGCUACUCUUCCGGGCAAGAAGAUCUCCUUCCCUUUCCAGGCCACCGACAUGUCGCGCCCCUGCGCAUCCCUGCCGAGCCCGAGCACCGCAUGGGACGCCACCUCCCUCGCCGGCGCGCUCAAGGCCGCCGCGGUCCGACGCUCCGCGCCCCACGUCGGGCCCCUCCACGCGGUGCUCGUCAAGCUCGGCCUCUCGGCUUCCGCCAUCCUCGCCACCUCCCUGGCGCACCUCGCGCUGCGGUGCGGGCUCCCGCGGUAUGCGCGGGACCUGUUCGACGAAAUGCCCCGCCCGGACGUGGUCUCCUGGACGUCCCUGCUCACGGGCCACGCGCACCAGGGACUGCACCGCGAGUCGCUCGCGCUGCUCCGGCGCAUGGUGGGCUCUGGUGUCGAGCCCAACGGGUACUCCCUGUCCGGUGGUUUGCUUGCUUGCUUAGGGGUCGGUCAGGAUGCACUUGCUCUUGGGAAGGAAAUUCAUGCCCGGGUUCUCAAGAUGAGCCUGCAUGGUCCAGUCGACCCGGUCGUGGAGAAUGGGAUUCUUGAUAUGUACUCGAGGUGUGGGAGCAUCGAGUAUGCUAGUAGAGUGUUUAGGGUGAUGCAGGUGAGGAACAUAGUUUCUUGGAACUCGAUGAUGGCAGCUCUUCUUGGGAGUGGGCAGGCAGAGGAGGCGCUGAGGUUGUUCGUUUCCAUGGUUUCUUGCGGUAUUGGCGUGGAUGGCUUCUCAUUUUCCAUAGUUGUGGAUGCUUGUGGGGAGCUGGCGUUGUUGAAGCAGGGGAUGCAAGUGCACGCACGGGUUAUUGGUGGCGGAUUUGAGGCAGAUGCCAUUGUGAGGAACUCUCUACUGGAUAUGUAUGCAAAGUGUGGGUGUGUCGAUUCAGCAGAGCUUGUCUUCAAGGUGGCAUCAUCACAGGAUGCUAUUCUUUGGACUACAAUGAUCUCAGCUUAUGGUAAAUUUGGCCGGGUACGGGAUGCAGUCGACAUGUUUGAUAGGAUGGCACAAUUGGGCAUAGCACAAGAUGGCAUAGCAUAUCUUGCAGUUUUGUCAGCAUGUAGCCAUGGUGGACUUGUCAGAGAGGGUUGGCACUACUUCAAUUUCAUGUCUGACGGUCAAAGCUCAGUUAAGAUGCAUCCUGAGCACUACGGAUGCAUGGCAGAUCUCCUAUGCAGGAGAGGUUACCUAGAAGAAGCUCUUGAAUUCAUUGAGAAUAUGCCAUUUGACACCAGCAUUGCUGCUUGGAGUGCUUUACUUAACUCAUCUCGGAUCCAUGGGAAUGCUAGGUUGAGUCAACUUGCAGCAUCCCGUUUGCUCAAGCUUGAUCCUGAGAACCACAGCAAUUGGGUUGCUCUGUCAAGUGUGCAUGCAUCGGAGAAUGAUUGGCAUGUGACCUGGACUAUCAGGGAGAGCAUGAGCAGAGAGAGUGUGAAGAAAGAGCCUGGGUGUAGCUGGGUUGAAUUGUAUGAUGGUGUUCAUAUUUUUCUAAUGGCCGACCAGUCUCAUCCUGAAUUAUUUGAAAUACUGCAGACUCUUAAUUCUUUGGAGGAACAUAAUUCAUUCUGGUUUUGAUCCCACCGUGCAGUGCGAGGUUGUAGAUUAUCAAGAGAAUAAGCUCUGUUACAGGUUGUUGCUCCCAGUUCUGAAUACGAUGAGUGGUUGUUUUGGACCUACUGUUGGUUAUAGAAAUGAAAAAUGAGUUAUUGAAA
Panicum virgatum (switchgrass) is the source of this 1827-nucleotide messenger RNA. Its product is annotated as putative pentatricopeptide repeat-containing protein At1g68930. NCBI's taxonomy places the organism in Eukaryota, Viridiplantae, Streptophyta, Magnoliopsida, Poales, Poaceae. Gene Ontology annotation, biological process: RNA modification. Bases 176 to 1690 code for a protein of 504 amino acids. The record is from RefSeq and is a predicted model, not a curated record. The transcript has a single exon. Gene Ontology annotation, molecular function: protein binding; RNA binding.